AUUUAGCUACUGCUCAAAAAACGGUUAGUUUUAGUUAAUAUAGACCGACAAUGAUUGCUGUCAGAAAAUAUUUUUAUAAAUUUUCAUUUUACGUUACGUUAACAUUAAUCUUUUUCCGGGUAUUCGAUGUUGAUUGUGUUACAAUUGGUGAUCCUUAUCACAAGGAAUUAUUUGAUGCGAUCGAACAAAAAGAAAGAAUUUUAUUUUAUGAAAAUCGUUUAACUCCCGAGAACGAGCGAAGCACAGAGUUUUGGUUAGAGGAAGCUCAACGAUAUGUAAAGAAACGCGCAACCGGAUCUUUUAAUUCGCAGAAAGCGAAAAAUAUUAUAUUGUUUCUGGGUGAUGGUAUGUCCAUAUCAACCAUAACAGCGGCCCGUAUAUUAAAAGGUCAAAGGCAAGGAUGCACGGGAGAGGAAAGUAUACUAACGUUUGAUAAAUUUCCUUUCACGGGUUUGGUUAAGACUUACUGCACUAAUGGCCAGACUCCCGAUUCAGCCUGCACAGCCACAGCAUAUUUAUGCGGAAUAAAAACUAAUGUGAUGAUGUUAGGUGUUAAUGCUAAUGUACAGAAUAACAAUUGUUCAGAUAGUAUGAAUAGAGAGCAUCAAAUAGAUUCAAUUGUUCAAUGGGCUCAAAAAGCAGGCAAAUCUACGGGUUUGGUAACGACGACCACGAUCACGAAUGCCAGUCCCUCGGCCGGUUAUGCUCAUGUUGCAAACAGGCUUUGGGAGUGCGACAAUGAUAUUAUUAAUACCAAAGCUAUUAUAGGACCCGGGGAAGAAUGCAAGGAUAUAGCCCAACAAUUGAUAACAAGUGAGCCCGGCAAAAAUCUUAAUGUUAUUCUGGGAGGGGGUAUGGGUAAAUUUCUGCCCAAACAUAAAGUAGAUGCAUUUGGAGCGAAAGGUGAACGUAGAGACGGUUUAGACUUAAUAGAUCACUGGCACUCAAAUUAUCCUCAAGGAAUUUUCGUUACAAAUCUUGAAGAAUUGGAACAAGUGGAUUUUAAUGAAACUAAACAAUUGUUGGGACUUUUUCACAGCUCCCAUUUGGAAUACUAUCGCAAAGCGAAAGUAGAGAGACCCAAGCAGCCCAGACUUAAGGAUAUGACUAAGGCUGCCAUAAAAAUGUUGGAGAAGAAUUCCGAGGGAUAUUUUUUGUUCGUCGAAGGUGGUCGCAUAGACCAUGGCCAUCAUGAAACUAGAGCCGCUUACGCUUUGGAUGAGACGCUAGAAUUGGAUGAAGCCAUUCAAACCGCUCUGGAUUUGACUGACGACCGUGAAACACUUAUGGUAGUUACAUCCGAUCAUUCGCAUACCAUGACAAUAUCCGGUUAUCAAAGUCGUGGUAAUCCGAUUUUGGGUUUAAAUGAACGCGAUUUAGAUUUGGACGGUACACCUUACAGCGUGCUGAAUUAUGCUAUUGGCCCCCAACAAUAUAUGGAUAGUAAUGGAAAACGUUUAGAUCUUACAAAUUUCAUUAGCGAUAAUAUGAUCUUUCCUAGUUAUAUAAAAGCGCUAAUGGGUACUCAUGCUGGCGAGGAUGUGGCUAUAUUUGCCCGUGGUCCACAAGCUGAUUUGUUUUCGGGCACUCUGCAACAGAAUGUUAUCCCGCAUCUUAUGGCUUACGCAGCCUGUAUUGGAAAUGGCUUACAUUUAUGUAAGCAAGAGGAUGCGUAAAAUUAUAAUAAUAAUAAAAAAAAAAAAAAACU
This is a messenger RNA of Glossina fuscipes, 1708 nucleotides long. RefSeq names its product alkaline phosphatase, tissue-nonspecific isozyme-like. The record is from RefSeq and is a predicted model, not a curated record. NCBI's taxonomy places the organism in Eukaryota, Metazoa, Arthropoda, Insecta, Diptera, Glossinidae. Bases 51 to 1676 code for a protein of 541 amino acids. The transcript is spliced from 3 exons. Gene Ontology annotation, molecular function: alkaline phosphatase activity. Gene Ontology annotation, biological process: dephosphorylation.